Molecule: messenger RNA, 834 nt
Organism: Perkinsus marinus ATCC 50983
Lineage: Eukaryota; Perkinsozoa; Perkinsida; Perkinsidae
Exons: 8
Coding region: 1-834 (277 amino acids)
Biological process (GO): proton motive force-driven ATP synthesis
Molecular function (GO): proton-transporting ATP synthase activity, rotational mechanism
Source: RefSeq, a predicted model, not a curated record
AUGUCGAAUCUGAAGGCGGUGAAGACUCGUAUGAAGUCUGUGACUUCUAUCCAGAAGAUCACUAAAGCUAUGAAAAUGGUUGCGGCGUCAAAACUACGUAGUGAUGAAGACCGUGUGGUGAAUGGCGCUCCCUUUACUCAGCCAGUUAUAGACUUCUUUAAGAGGCUCCCUGUCGACGAGGGCAUCCCUAAGGGCAAGCAUGACCUCGUUUUCAUCAUCAGCGAUAUCGAUAAGGGUCUAUGUGGGGGUGUGAAUUCUUCCAUCACGAAACGAGCCCGAGCUAUGAUAAUGGAGGUAGAGGCUAACGGUGGUACGGCUAAGUACGUAGGCGUUGGUGGAAAGGGCACUGCGGCGUUAAGGAGGCUAUUCGCUGACCGGUUUGAAGUCUGUAUGGAAGAUGUUCAAAAACAUCCUUGGAAUUUCGCCCAAGCCAGCGCGAUAGCAGAACGCGUGAUUCGCAGCGAGCCUGAGCGCCUGACUAUCUUGUCGAAUCAUUUCAAAUCGGUGAUCUCCUUCGAUACACUGGAGAGCCGGGUGGUCACACUUAAGGAGUGUCGAGAGAUGGACAGGGUAGUAGUAGUAGUAUACUCUUUCGAACCCUCGGUUUUCGAAGUCCUCCAUGACCUUCACGAUUUCUAUGUCGCCAAUUGUGUCUUCGGCUACAUGCUCGACUCGAUAGCUGCCGAACAGAGUGCACGUAUGUCUGCUAUGGAGAAUGCAUCGAGAAACGCCGCGGAUAUGAUCGACAAAUUGGAGUUGCAGUUCAACAAGGCUCGUCAGUCGAAGAUCACUACGGAGUUGUGUGAGAUUAUCUCUGGUGCUAGCAGUCUGUAG